This is a messenger RNA of Oncorhynchus mykiss (rainbow trout), 2322 nucleotides long. Its product is annotated as proton channel OTOP3. Gene Ontology annotation, cellular component: membrane. The record is from RefSeq and is a predicted model, not a curated record. Gene Ontology annotation, molecular function: proton channel activity. Lineage: Eukaryota; Metazoa; Chordata; Actinopteri; Salmoniformes; Salmonidae. Gene Ontology annotation, biological process: proton transmembrane transport.
GACCGACAGAGCAAGAGAGAGAGAGAGAGAGAGAGAGAGAGAGAGAGAGAGAGAGAGAGAGAGAGAGAGAGAGAGAGAGAGGUUGAAAAAGGAGCUGCAGAGUGGAUUUAGUGAAAGUAAAAGGAGUCAGACUAAUAAAAGUCAGUAAGUAUGGAUUCAGAGAAUGGUACCUCAGCGACAGCUGACACCAUUGUCCCCGGAAGUCAAUGCCAGGAGUCUGAUACCACAGCAACAGCCGACACCAUGGUCCCCGGAAGUCAAUGCCAGGAGUCUGGUACCACAGCGACAGCUGACACCAUGGUCCCUGAAAGUCAGUGCCAGGCUGAGGAGGAGGAGGAGGAGGAGGAAGAGGAGGGAUCCGGAAACCAUACGCACCCAGACCCAGUCCUGGUGUGGGCCCCCAGUGGGAGACGGCUGCUCUCCGGGCUCCUGGGCCUCAACGUUGUCCUCCUUGGGGCAGCUCUGGUAGCUGGCAAGGCCUUCAACCCUCAGGGCCUCAGGCACCAGGAGCCCCAGAUCUUCAUGUUGCUGCUGAUGUGCCUCAGCCUGGCCUGGAUGCUGUGGUACCUACUCUGGGCCAGGAAGAAACCUGGGAUAUGCCCACAUAAAGACCACCAUGCUGGGGGAAUCACAGUCACAGUGGUCCUGAUGCUGUUUGCCGCCUUCAGUCUCCUGAUGCAUCUCUUCAAGAUGGGUUACUAUGUCAUUAUGAAGGAGUGUAAGCCGGUUGCUAAAGUCCUUGCCCCCUUCAUCGAGGCUCCCUUUCUUGGCCUACAGACCUAUUUGCUCUGGGCUCACUCCAAAGACUGUAUUCACAAGCACAAGAUCAUUACCAGGUCUGGGCUGAUGGUUACUCUGAGCGCAGAUCUGUUGCUGUGGCUGAACGCGGUGACAGAAGACACAGUUCAUCUGGAGAUAGAGAUGGAGAAGGAGGAUGGCCGCACCACGUAUGGCAGCGCAGAUAGCUCUGACUCAGCAGGGCUGAGAAAUGCAACGUUAUGCCAGUGCAGUGCAGACACAGUGUGCCUGUUCUUCAGGAAGGGUUAUGAAGUCCUAUAUCCCUUCAACAUGGAGUACUACCUGAUGGCAGGCUGCAUGCUUUAUGUGAUGUGGAAGAACGUGGGCAGGCAUAUGAGCCCUGGGUCAAUACCCCACCAUGCCCAGAGGAUUACCCUACGCAUCGUCCACGAAGGUGGGAUCCUAUUCGGGCCGUUGUUCGGGGGUCUGGUCCUUAUAGCUGGGGUGGUUGUGUUCAUCCUGUAUCAAGUUUGGGUGAACCGAGGCCAGCACCGGCACACUGCCUUUCUGAUAUUCUACUGCUACCAUCUAGCUGUGAUGCCCAUCAUGUCCCUCUGUUCCCUGGCUGGCCUGUUGGUCCAUAAGCUGGAGAGGAGGGCGGAUGAGAGGGGACAUAACCCCACGCGUAGCCUGGAUGUGGCCCUCCUGGUUGGGGCAGCCCUGGGACAGCUUGCCCUGUCCUAUUUCUCUCUGGUGGCCGCUCUGGCUGUGGGGCCUAGCGGACCACUGGGAAGCCUGGAUCUUUCCUACUCCCUCCUCAGCCUGUUGGAGCUCCUGCUGCAGAAUGUCUUCAUCAUUGAUGGCCUCCACCGAAACCCCAACCUGGCCCUCACCAAGGGUAAAGGAAAGGAGCGGAUCAACAUAUUCACGAAGAGGAAGACCAUGGAGAAUACAAAUGACAGGAAUAAAGGAGGAGGAGCGAUGUCUCUAUUGGAGAGGGGAAAGGCAGUGACAACACCACCUGUUUGCCAAGUCAAGGAAGGACAACAGACCUGGUACAAAAGAGUCACACAGGAGAUCUGUGCCUUCCUCAUACUCUCCAAUAUCAUGCUCUGGAUGAUCCCAGCGUUUGGAGCCCACCCCCAGUUUGAGAACGGCCUGGGGAAGCAGUUCUUUGGCUUCUCCGCCUGGUUUGUCCUGGUCAACCUGGUUCAGCCUCUGGGAGUCUUCUACAGGAUGCACUCUGUGGGGGCCCUGAUGGAGCUCCUCAUCACUGGCUGAGCUCCUAUCCUCUCCUUCCCUGUUCUCUUCUCUGCCUGGUUUAUCCUGGUUAACCUGGUUCAGCCUCUGGGAGUCUUCUACAGGGGGGCCCUGAUGAAGCCCCUCAUCACUGCCUGAGGGAUAGGAACCACAACACUGACGAUCUGCUCCCCUCUGGGACAUAAGGCCACAAUGAGCUCCCUCCACCUUUUCAUAUCCUUGGUGAAAUAUUGUGCCGACUGACUACCAGCUAAAUAUCACAUUUCUGUAAAGAUGAGAAAUGUAAACAUUUGUCUGUUGACAUUAAAAACAUGUGUACUUUGA